AUGUCUAGCUGGUCGAAAAAGUUACUUGCUGUUACCUCAAUAUUGGAAGGCGAUAAACUCGUUCUUCCACCAAUAGUACUCGAAGAACUUCUUGAAAAAUUUAGUCAAACUUCCGAAAACGAGGAAGAUACUCCUUCAAAUUCACAAUUACCUAGUCCGCUCACAUUUCAAAUAUUAAAUCCAAAGACAAGAUUAAUAACUCAUGGAGGUGUAUUAGAGUUUAAUUCACCCGAUGAGAAAGCUUAUUUACCCCAAUGGAUGUAUGAUUCGUUAUCACUUUCAGAAGGUGACGAAAUAGUUAUACUGCAUAAAGAAUUACCCAAAGGGACUUGGGCACGUUUUCGACCUCUAGGCUUAGAAUAUAAUGAAAUUAAAGAUUACAGGGCAGCAUUUGAGGACUAUUUACGUUCACAUUACGUAACGCUUACAGUUGGUGAAGUUCUUGGUUUAAGACAAGCCGAUUCGAUUUAUAAAUUUAUAGUGGAUUCUUUGCAACCUGAAAAUGCUGUAAGAAUAAUUGAUACAGAUUUGGAAGUUGAAAUAGUUCCAUUUUUAGAAAGUGACGGGGUCUCAUUAUCUAAUGAAACAGGAAAUAAAAGACAUCAGCGAAAAGAAUAUAAAGAAAGUGAAGUUUCUAUCGGUCAAAUUAUCAAAGGCACUGUGCUGAAAGAUGAAUAUACCUAUUGGAAUUUGAAAUCAAUCGACCGAUCACUCGGUGUAAAGAUACAUGUAAAGAUAUUAGAUGGAGGAGAUGCAGAUCUUGUGAUUUCUACAGAAAGUAAGCCUACGAUAGAGGAUCAUCUUUGGUCGGAUUUUUCAUUUUUAUCAGAAAAAUCUGUUUGCAUUCAGCCAACGAACUCUGCGUAUGCUACUAGUGAGGAACUUUACAUCGGAAUUCAUGGUUAUGGUGAAUCGCAGACAAAUUAUGAAUUGCUCAUUACCAAUACCGAUAUCCCUGUAACCUUACAAGAACAUGAUGAUGAAAAUGCAAAUAAAGUAGGAUAUGCACAUUGUAGAAAUUGUGGAAGUUGGGUUCCUGAAAGGACAAUAAUUCUACAUUCUAGUUAUUGUGAGCGUAAUAAUAUAAAGUGCAAAGUAUGCGGAAAAAUUAUGAAGCGAGGCGAAGAAAAUUCGCAUUGGCAUUGUGGGCUUUGUGGUCAGCCUGGUGAUUCACCUGAAGGAAAAAUCAAACAUCAAGAAAUAUAUCACAAAAGGCGAGAAUGUUCGUGCGGAUAUUCUACAGACUCGCUACCAUCAUUAGCCGCUCAUAAACAAUCAGAUUGUCCAAAUAAACUUAUCACCUGCAGGUUUUGUCAUAACUUGGUUAAAAAAGGUGAAAUCCCGACAAAUCCCAGGGACUUACUUGAAGGACUAACAGGACAUGAAUCAUAUUGUGGAAAUCGAACAAUUGAUUGUGUUAAGUGCAAUCAGUCAGUUAGCAUAAGGAACGUUCCAAUGCAUGCUAAAAUGCAUGAGAUAGAAAAACAAGGCCGUAAACUACCACCAUUAUGUCGAAAUGUCAAUUGCACAAGAACAGUGGAAAAUAAUACAUUAAAAUUAUGCUCAGUUUGUUUCGGCCCUUUUUGGUCUCCUGCUAAUGAUCCAAUGAAUCGAAAGUUGCUAACGAGAUUAGCUCGAAAAUAUCAUCAUCAGUUAACAACUGGAUGUGGACAUGCUUGGUGUAAUAAUCAGUAUUGUGCCAUCGGUGCAUCGAAACCAUUAGAUCCUAAUACUGCUGCUUCAACAUUGGUUCCACUUCUUCAAGAAUCACAAUCUGCGACAUCACCCGCACUUUAUUUAUGUGUAGACCAAAUAGUUACACGAAAACGAAUGCUUGCUAAUAUCCUUUAUAAUGGACAAGAUGGAGAGGGAAUACCAGGGGAAUACGGUAUAGAGUUCUGUAUAGAAGCAAUCGAAUUAUCAAACGAAAAUUUAGCAGAGGCACGAAAAUAUCUACGAGCAAAUGCUCCAAGGAGAAUAUAG
Messenger RNA from Ambispora gerdemannii, 1983 nucleotides. The record is from the annotation of a GenBank genome assembly. Lineage: Eukaryota; Fungi; Glomeromycota; Glomeromycetes; Archaeosporales; Ambisporaceae.